Molecule: messenger RNA, 765 nt
Organism: Colletotrichum fioriniae
Lineage: Eukaryota; Fungi; Ascomycota; Sordariomycetes; Glomerellales; Glomerellaceae
Source: RefSeq, a predicted model, not a curated record
AUGUCGAGAAAACCCGUCAUCGUGCUCACCCCGGGAGCAUGGCACUCGCCAGAGCAUUUCCAAGACCUUCGCGACGAACUACACACAAGAGGCUGGGAGACCCGCGUCGUGAGGCACCAAUCCGUCGGCUCUGAGCCGCCGAACAAGGGCUUAUACGACGACGCGGCCGCCACCGGUGCCGUGCUGCAAGAGCUUGCCGACCAAGACCGGCAGAUCGUCCUGGUCGCUCAUUCAUACGGCGGUCUCGCGGCAGCCGAAGGCGUCAAGGGAUUCGGGAUCAAGCAGAGGGCCGCGGAGGGUAAGCCUGGCGGCGUCAUCAUGUUUAUGUACCUCGCUGCGUUUGUGGGGCAGAAAGGGCAGAGCAUCUUGAGCAUGACGGGCGAUGUGUAUCCCCCGUGGACGAGGAUAGAGAUACGUCAGGACGGCCGAAUCCAUGUCGUGACCGCCGAUGACCCCCUCUACGGAGACGUGCCCUCAGAGGCAAGGAAAAAGGCAAAGAGCUUGUUGAAGCACCAGACGACGAUCUCGUUCAAGGAGACAAUGACGUACGAGCCCUGGCACGACAUUACUUGCAUGUACGUCGGCUGCGAGGACGACCAGGCGAUCCCGUACUUUGCGCAGGAGCAGAUGCAGCAGCUCCUGGGACCCGAGGCGACCAAGUUGAAGUUGAAGUCUGCGCACUCGCCGUUCCUUUCUGUUCUGUCUGAGACGGCGGAUGCUGUUGAGCUCGCUGCGAAGAAGGGGCUGGAGGCUCUGUCGGUUUAG